AUGGAGGAAUGUUCACCUCGACACCCCAACACCAACGAGACCAGGGAAAUGGUGGUGGACUGGAGGAACCAGGAGACACACCCAGAACUCAUCAGGCAUCCAGGCAACAGCAAAGGUAUCCUUCACACCUUCACAUCUCACUUUUUCAUCCCGUCAUACGGAUUCUUCACUCCACAGAUGGCGUUUGCUCUUCGCUUGGUGUUGCUCUUGUGUGGCAUCACUGGAAGUUGCUCCUUUGUGCUAUAUACAGGUCCAAGCUGUCCUCAAGGCUGGACUCGAUUGAACCAUCGCUGUUUCAAUUUCCUGAAUGAAAACUUGAGAUUUGUGGAAGCUGAGACCUUCUGCAAUGCUCUUGGUGGCCAUCUGGUGUCCAUCCACAGUCAGCUGGAGAAUGAAGUUGUUCGAUUCCUGAUUGAGCAAGGGGCUGGCUCUGCCCAGCGUACAUGGAUCGGGUUCCAUGACACGGUUCAGGAAAGAGACUUCGUAUGGACAGAUGGCUCAGUCGUGGAUUUCACUGACUGGGCUAACAACCGACCAAGAAUGAAUGACAUGCGAAACUGUGCAGAGAUUAAUUUCCAAGGUGAGACCUGGAAUGAUGUGGUCUGCGGUGGUGGAAGAUCUUUUGUUUGUACCAAAGAUGUGAAAUACUAGUAUACGCUACCAUAUCGUCCAUGUCGUCUUCAAUGUGUAUUCUUCAUGUAUCAUCUUCUGGGCUUUUCACUUGAUAAAGAGCA
Molecule: messenger RNA, 734 nt
Organism: Doryrhamphus excisus (bluestripe pipefish)
Lineage: Eukaryota; Metazoa; Chordata; Actinopteri; Syngnathiformes; Syngnathidae
Source: RefSeq, a predicted model, not a curated record